Uranotaenia lowii is the source of this 2473-nucleotide messenger RNA. Its product is annotated as zinc finger protein 436-like. Gene Ontology annotation, biological process: regulation of transcription by RNA polymerase II. The coding region runs from base 118 to 2463 and encodes 781 amino acids. Lineage: Eukaryota; Metazoa; Arthropoda; Insecta; Diptera; Culicidae. The transcript has 3 exons. The record is from RefSeq and is a predicted model, not a curated record. Gene Ontology annotation, molecular function: RNA polymerase II cis-regulatory region sequence-specific DNA binding; DNA-binding transcription factor activity.
CGGUGGUGCUCUUUCUAUCGGUUUUGUCCAGGUAAUCCGUUUAUAACGUUAGAACGCGUUGUUUGUAAAUUUACCUUUAUUUUAAUAUCAAAGAAGCGGUGUGACCUUAUUUACCAAAUGGGACGGAAGUGUUGCGUUCCGUCUUGCAACUCCAACUACGAUGCGAUCCGACGUCAGGGGCAAUCUCCGACCAGUACCUUUAAAUUCCCGGACAAUCCGGAGUUACGAAAGGCUUGGGUACGGGUUCUGAAUCGAAAUGACGAUUGGCAGCCGGGAAGCACGGCCAGUAUCUGUAUCCACCACUUCCAGCCGGAGGAUAUAGUGAGGUACGAAAAACCAGCCAAACUUAAACCAGAAGCGGUUCCCAGUAUAUUUGAAAGGAAUCAACAGGACCAUCGAAUAAAAAGAGGUCGUCCUAGGAAAAUGGUUGUGGAGCAUUUAGAUAACGGUGAAUCAAUAAAAGAUUCUCCACAGGAAGAGCCCUACAAAGUAGGACUGACUGAGACCGAUAUUAUAACUCCAGCAAGUGAAGUUCUUGAGGAGAUGAUAACGGAUUUUCAGCGAUUAAUCGAUCAAAUCGAGAAGAAAUGUGAUAAUUUGGGAAGCUGGAAAUACAACAAAACAACAGAUAUUCUUCAUUUAUAUUGUAUUCAUGACGACGUGGAAAAGGAUAGUCCAAUUUAUAUAGAGAACAGUAUCAAGAUUUUUCCCAAUCUAAGUUUGGUUUUAUUCCUGAAGGAUGUUAAACAAGCGCAGACCAAUCUGGAAUGGAUUCUGGGACACGAUUAUAAAAUAAGUAGAUGGUCACAAGUAAAGAUCCUGAUGCAGAAGUAUGACUGCAAAACUCACAUUAACAGAGAUCUAGAAAAUCAACCUAGGGAGUUGUUAAUGAAUGGUACAGAAGAUAAUGUUCUUGACUUUGAUGAGCAUGAAUUUUCAAGCAUUGAAAACAAUGAUGUCCAAGUGAACCAGACCGGAAAUGAAAGCUAUAAAUCAGAUGGCGAUUCUGAAGUGGAAAUAAAAAUCGAGUAUCUUGAUAUAUUCGACGAUCAGAGUGAUAACAUGUCGUCCGAGCAACUGCGAAAUAAUCCGAUUAAAACAGUAAAGGAUAGAGUAAGAACUCAAACAGAGCGUAUGGAAAGACGCAAAGCUCGUGAAACGAUGCAAGCAUUGAAAGCCAGCAAACAUAAAUGUUUUAUCUGUGAUCGGGAGCACGAAUCCUCAGAGGCCUUUGAGCAUCAUCUUACAGACCACACCGAUAUGUUGCCGUACCAUUGUGGUCGAUGCUCUAGCGAACAGGUGGUCGUUCGAACUCUGGCAUCCCUCAAUCGACAUUUUCUAAUGCAUUUGAAACCCCUGAAAUGUCGCGAGUGUGAUGUACGAUUUUCUUCCCAUGGCACAAGAAUGCUACACGAAAGAACUGGUCACGGUGAUGUGAAACCCAUGUCCUGUGAUCGUUGUGGAAAGCAGUUCCAGUCGGUGAGAAGUUUCCAGCACCACUAUAAGAUUCACACCAAUCCGGAAUCUAUGCGGUGUAAGCUCUGCAGCAAACAACUGUCCUCGGUCUAUGAGCUGAAGCUGCACAUGCGAAUCCACACCAAGGAAAAACCUAACAAAUGUCCCUUCUGUACGGCCAGUUUCAACAGAGUAUCAAACUUGGUCCAGCACAAACGUCGCUUUCAUUGUCAAGAAAAACCUUACCAGUGUAACGAGUGUGUUGAAACUUUUCUGACUAACGCCAAACUUAAGAGUCACGCUACCGUUCAUGAUCUUGGUAAGCAAUCUGUUCAUCAGUCGCCUCGGAAGCAGUCUAGUACGCCUUCUACGAAGAUCAGUUCCGAUAGCAUAAAGGAAUAUAGCUGCGAAUUCUGCAAGAAAGUGAUGUCAUCGUCUAAGCAGUAUUAUUCGCACAUGAGGCAACAUAGAAAACGUUUCCAGUGCAGUUACUGUGGGCUUCGUUUUGGGCAGCGAAGGGAUUUUGUGGACCAUGAAAAUACCCACACUGGUAAUCGACCGUACCAGUGCGAACUCUGUCCGAUGACGUUCAAAACGGCAUCCACGUAUUUCGGGCAUCGUUCGGUUCAUUCGGUACUGAAGAAGCACAGUUGCGAUGAAUGUGGUCAUAGGUUUAGCAGGUUGAGGCAUUUGACGCAACAUAAGAAGACACAUGUUCCUCAGAAGCAGUUUGUUUGCAGACAGUGCCAUCGAAAAUUUCAGUAUAAGAACGAUCUUCAACAACAUGUGGAUGAGCUUCAUCACAACGAAGAAUUCACCAAGGUCCAACAGGUGGUCAAAACAGUUCAAAUCCCUGUUGCGGACCCCAUUAAUGAUUCGUCGACUUUUAACAAACCACCAGCAAUCGUUGCGUCUGUGGAGCCAAUGCAAACCGUUCAAAUCACUGAGGCAAUCGUUCUUACAGCCGAAAUGUUAUCCAAUAAAAAAAAUAUCAUUUUGCAACAGUGACAAAAAAGGU